AUGAAUGCCUUUCUACAUGCAUCAGUUGCCACAAUUCUCCUGGUCGCUAUUGUAAACGCUGGCGGCAAGGGAGGAGGCCAUGGAGGCUGGGAUGAUUACGGACCGAGAGGAUAUGAUAUGGAUGGAAUAGGCAGUGGAUAUGGUGGAUGGGGAGGCAAUUACGGCGGAAUGGGUAGAUAUGGUGGAUGGGGAGGCAAUUACGGCGGAAUGGGUAGAUAUGGUGGAUGGGGAGGCAAUUACGGCGGAAUGGGUAGAUAUGGUGGAUGGGGAGGCAAUUACGGCGGAAUGGGCAGAUAUGGUGGAUGGGGAGGCAAUUACGGCGGAAUGGGCAGAUAUGGUGGAUACGGCGGCAUGGGCGGUGGAUAUGGUGGAUACGGCGGCAUGGGCGGUGGAUAUGGUGGAUACGGCGGCAUGGGCGGUGGAUAUGGUGGAUACGGCGGCAUGGGAAGCGGAUAUGGUGGAUGGGGAGGCAAUAACGGUGGAAUGGGCGGUAUGUGGAGAGGCAACUUCGGCGGAAUGGGAAGUGGAUGGGGAGGCAAUUACGGUGGAAUGGGCAGAGGAUGGGGAGGCAAUUACGGCGGAAUGGGCGGUAUGUGGAGAGGCAAUUACGGUGGAAUGGGAAGUGGAUGGGGAGGCAAUUACGGAGGAAUGGGCAGUGGAUUCGGUGGCAUCGGCGGAAUUCGUGUGAUAGGAGGUGGAAUGAGAAGCGGAAUAGGAGGAAGCAAAGGAAAAGGUAGUUAUUAA
Messenger RNA from Ylistrum balloti, 744 nucleotides. RefSeq names its product acanthoscurrin-2-like. Bases 1 to 744 code for a protein of 247 amino acids. NCBI's taxonomy places the organism in Eukaryota, Metazoa, Mollusca, Bivalvia, Pectinida, Pectinidae. The transcript is spliced from 3 exons. The record is from RefSeq and is a predicted model, not a curated record.